CACAUGUGUGAUUAUGUACAGUGACUGCGUGAGACGUUAUCUCUCGACCUCUAUAGGAUAUAAUAUAAUAUAAAAUAUUUUAAAAAAUAAUCACAGGAGGACGGACGUAUUUGAUAAAGUGAUAGAAUUCUAGUCCAACAACCAUGAUUUUAUUGACAAUAAUCUUAAUAAUAUUGUUAAUAGUAGUGACAACUAAGAUUUAUCAAAAACUAACUCACGCAAUAUGUAAGUCAAGUGCUCAUAUGGUGGGGAAAGUGGUGAUAGUGACGGGAGCCAACAGCGGAUUGGGCUUUGAAGUAGCUAAGGAUAUGGCGUUUAGAGGAGCGAGGGUAAUACUAGCCUGCAGGAACAUGCCCCUCGCAGCGAUGGCCAAGGAGCUCAUUGUCAAGGAAACAGGGAACACAGACGUCCACUGCCGACAGCUGGACUUGGGGUCGCUUCGUUCUGUUCGCGAGUUCUGUGAAAAUAUAAAUAAGACAGAGAAACGAAUCAACGUUCUGAUCAACAAUGCGGCGUCCGGAGGUCUCGGGAAUUACAUCAGCGAAGACGGCCUGCAAAUAGGAAUGCAAGUGAACUACUACGCCACUUUCCUACUAACUUGUCUUCUAGUACCACUGCUGAAAAAAUCUGCUCCUAGCCGAAUCAUCAAUUUGUCAUCCCUAAUACAUCGAUACGGUGUUCUUGAUUUUGAUAACUUAAACAUGGAGAAAUAUUGGAGUGAUCACCUCGUGUAUGCGAACAGUAAACUGUUUAUGAAUUUAAUGACCUAUGAAUUGAGUAAGCGGUUGCAAGGUACCGGGGUGACGGUUAAUGCGGUGCAUCCAGGCGUAUCGGCCACAAAUAUAUUCAGACAUAUUCCUAAUUAUUACGUUCGAAAGUUAGUUGAAAAGAGUAUAAGCUUUAUGUUUCAAACUCCUUGGGAGGCAUCGCAGACUUGCAUAUACUUAGCGGUGUCCCCGGAGGUGAGGGAGGUGAGCGGGAAGUAUUUCAGUGAUUGUCGACAAAAAAAACCGUCUCAAACAUCUCAGGAUGAAGACGCAGCGAGAAGGCUGUGGAAGGAGUCUGAACGAUUAGUAAAAUUUACGAUGCCUGAUAAUUUGUAGAUCUCUCUGGGUUUAUGUCCCAGGAAUAGAGUUAUUGCUAAAAUUUAAAUUACAUAAGUUGGUGCUAACUGACCUUUGAAAUUAGAGCUCAAAAAUUAUUUAUCUAUAAGACUGAAUCUUUACCUCACAUAUUUUCCGCUGUGUAUGUGUACCUAUUUCCGCUGUGUAUUCAUUUAAAGUAAUAAAUUAAUAUGAGUUGUGUGGUAUGAGAUUCGACGGAUUGAGUUGGUUGUGCUUUUCAUUAGAAAAAAUAUUUCAUUAUAAUUAAAAGAAUAGUAAGAGUAAUAGGAAGAAUAAAUAAAAUUGAAAUCUGAAAAUAAA
Molecule: messenger RNA, 1424 nt
Organism: Plodia interpunctella (Indianmeal moth)
Lineage: Eukaryota; Metazoa; Arthropoda; Insecta; Lepidoptera; Pyralidae
Product: retinol dehydrogenase 13-like
Exons: 1
Coding region: 144-1103 (319 amino acids)
Molecular function (GO): oxidoreductase activity
Source: RefSeq, a predicted model, not a curated record